CGCUAAUGUAAAUAUUCUUAGAUGAUUUUUUUUUCAAUUGGAUCAAGCUGCUUUUCUCCAGGCAAAUUCACCAGGAUACAGAGGGGUCUGUGGAUCUGAUUGAAGCCUUUGGAAAAAAUAAUUCUCGCAUUCCUAAUUCGCUGCCGCCUCUGUCUGGGUUCUCCCGAGGAAGUCUCCUUUUACGGAAUGUAGACAUUUUUACAACACACACACUCACUUCCUGUUGGGUGUGCUCUUUUGUUUUUUUUUAUUUUUUAGCUGGCUGGGGAAGAGUUUUCUUACCGUUUAUAUAUAUUUAAAAAAUCAUUAUUAUUUUAACUUACUAAAUAUUUUACUUUGUCACCUUUUUUUAAAAAUCUGGACUCUGCUGACAAAAGAAAAUGUCGAAAUCAUUAAAGAAAAUCGUGGAAGAAAGCAGGGAAAAGAACCUGACUGAGGUGGAUAUGUGUGACAGAAGCAUCUCUAAUAUGCUGGACAUCUCGGGACUCUAUACAUUGUCUAACAUCACCCAGCUGGUACUUAGUCACAACAAACUCACAACUGUUCCACCAAACAUAGCUGAUCUGAAGAACUUGGAAGUACUGAACUUUUUCAAUAACCAGAUUGAAGAGCUCCCAACACAGCUAAGCAGCCUUCAGAAACUCAAACACCUUAACCUGGGCAUGAACAGAUUAAACUCCCUGCCCAGGGGAUUCGGGUCACUGCCAGGUCUAGAGGUUCUUGACUUGACCUACAACAACCUCAACGAGUCCUCCCUCCCUGGAAACUUCUUCUACCUCACCACCCUGCGUGCACUCUAUCUAAGUGACAACGAUUUCGAAAUCCUGCCUCCAGAUAUUGGGAAGCUCACGAAGCUGCAGAUUUUGAGUCUAAGGGACAAUGACCUUAUUUCGAUGCCUAAAGAGAUUGGGGACCUCAGUCAGCUAAAGGAGCUCCAUAUCCAAGGGAACCGUCUUACAGUGUUGCCCCCUGAACUGGGUAACCUGGAUCUGACGGGUCCCAAACAGGUCUUCAAAGCCGAGAACAACCCUUGGGUCACUCCCAUUGCAGACCAGUUCCAGUUGGGAGUGUCUCACGUUUUUGAAUAUGUUCGUUCAGAAACCUACAAAUACCUAUAUGGGAGACACAUGCAGGCCAACCCAGAGCCCCCAAAGAAAAACAGUGACAAGACCAAGAAAAUCAGCCGCAAACCUCUGGCAGCUAAGAACAAAUGAGGAGGACAAAGCCUGUAUUCCAAGAAGAAUGUAUUGCAUGUGCCUUUUUUCUAUGUACGUACCUCAAGAAAGAAAAAAAAAAAAGCAUUUUUGUUGUCAAGAACAAUAUAUCAAUAUUUAAACUAACAAACUCUCCAAAUUAAUGUCCUGGGAGUUUUCUACAUGUAUCGCACCAUUUUAUAAUCACCACAGAAAUAUUAAUCUCACCAGUGGUUUAAGCUUCAUACAUUGUGCCACACUGUUUAUGUAGGUAUGCAUCAGCUAGUUUAUCAUUUUUAUUAUGUGUGUUUUGUUUUGCUUUUAAAGAUUGCACUUUUUUUGGACAUCAUCUACUGUAAUGUGUCAUCUUUCAUUUCUGAUAAAAGUCUAAUUUGUUCCCCUUUAUUUUAAAUAAAAGAAUGUGUUUGUAUGACAA
This is a messenger RNA of Acipenser ruthenus (sterlet), 1629 nucleotides long. Its product is annotated as ras suppressor protein 1. NCBI's taxonomy places the organism in Eukaryota, Metazoa, Chordata, Actinopteri, Acipenseriformes, Acipenseridae. The transcript has 9 exons. Gene Ontology annotation, molecular function: protein binding. The coding region runs from base 381 to 1214 and encodes 277 amino acids. The record is from RefSeq and is a predicted model, not a curated record.